Messenger RNA from Prunus avium (sweet cherry), 1809 nucleotides. RefSeq names its product serine/threonine-protein phosphatase PP1 isozyme 4. The record is from RefSeq and is a predicted model, not a curated record. Gene Ontology annotation, cellular component: nucleus; cytoplasm. Lineage: Eukaryota; Viridiplantae; Streptophyta; Magnoliopsida; Rosales; Rosaceae. Gene Ontology annotation, molecular function: protein serine/threonine phosphatase activity.
CAAUUUAAGCCCAUUCUCUCUCCAACCAAACCAGAUAACAAUCAAAUUGUUCAGAUCAGAAUUCAGAACUGUGCGCGGAAGAAGAUUACGACGUCGUCUGCCCUACUCAUUCUUUUCUUUUCAGAUAUUAUAGGCUCCUCCGUCACAUAGGAGUUGUAGCCGUCUUCCAUCUUCAAUAUUUUGACGCUUUCUUCUCCCCAAUUAAAAAAACCCACUAUUUUAUUCUCAUAUUUUCCAGUUUCGCUUUACCUUUUCCAUCUCCCACUCUUUUUCCGAGAAAAUUACUUUUAUUUUUAUAAAAUAUAUUCACUGAGAAAAUUGACCCACCAAACCAAAAGCCAAAUUCGAAGCGCAAAUACAAGACAGUGAGAGCCUCCAUAGACAUAACAGCUCAGACCAAAAAAGAGAGACCCUCUUUCUCGAAUUCGGAUUUCUAGGGUUUCUUCUUUUGUAGCUGACGGGAAAUCUGAGCCGUUCAAACGAGGAUCUGAAAAUCGAAUCGAAUGGCCUCGCAAGGGCAGGGAGCGAUGGACCCUGCCGUACUCGAUGACAUAAUCAGACGGCUCACGGAGGUCCGAUUAGCCCGGCCGGGAAAGCAGGUUCAGCUCUCGGAGUCUGAGAUCAAACAGCUUUGUGUUGCUUCCAGAGAAAUCUUUCUUCAGCAGCCCAAUUUGCUCGAGCUGGAAGCCCCAAUCAAAAUCUGCGGUGACAUCCAUGGGCAAUACAGUGACCUAUUAAGGCUCUUUGAAUAUGGUGGUUUCCCUCCUAGUGCAAAUUAUCUUUUCUUAGGCGACUAUGUGGAUCGUGGCAAACAGAGUUUAGAAACAAUCUGCCUCUUGCUUGCCUAUAAAAUUAAAUAUCCAGAGAACUUCUUUCUGCUAAGAGGGAAUCAUGAAUGUGCCUCUAUUAAUCGUAUAUAUGGAUUCUAUGAUGAGUGCAAGCGGCGAUUUAAUGUGAGACUUUGGAAAUCCUUCACUGACAGCUUUAACUGUCUUCCUGUGGCUGCACUUAUAGAUGACAAAAUAUUAUGCAUGCAUGGUGGUCUUUCCCCUGAUUUGACAAACUUGGAUCAGAUCAGAAACUUACCUCGUCCAACUGCUGUUCCUGAUACUGGCUUGCUUUGUGAUUUGCUCUGGUCAGAUCCUGGUAGAGAUGUUAAGGGAUGGGGAAUGAAUGACAGAGGAGUCUCAUAUACAUUUGGCCCCGAUAAGGUGGCAGAGUUCUUAAUGAAGCAUGAUUUGGACCUUGUUUGUCGUGCCCAUCAGGUUGUGGAGGAUGGUUAUGAAUUCUUUGCCGACAGGCAACUUGUUACAAUUUUUUCAGCCCCCAACUACUGUGGUGAGUUUGACAAUGCUGGUGCAAUGAUGAGUGUAGAUGAGAACUUAAUGUGCUCUUUCCAGAUUCUUAAGCCAGCCGAGAAAAAAACAAAGUUCAUGAUGUCAACAAAAAUGUGAUGAUUGCAAUAUCACUGCUCCAGUCUUGAACCAGGCAUUUUUUCCGUUUUUUUGUUGGGUGACUUGGCUGGAAAUGAAGGUUGCCAGCCUCAGAACUUUCCUCUUAUCUCUAGUAGAUCCCAAGUACGGUGCUUCAAGCUGGGGAGGGGCUAUAGAAGCUGGAUGUCGGGACAAAUACUCUGGAGUCGCUUGAGGCAGAAGAAUUUUAUGUUUCCUCGUUCACCUUUCUCUGUAAUGCUUUAUUCUGCGACAUUUGUGUACAUAUAUUUGGUCUGGCAACUCAUUGUUGUGCUUUCCAUUGAGGCCAACAGAAAUGGCCGCAUUUCACUCCCUAAAGAAGUCUUCAGUUUUCUCA